CCGGACUCCUCCCCGCCCCCUCGGUCCGUGGGCACCGCCACCUGGUCCAGAGAGUCCCUCGAGGGGACCUAGAGGCUCCGCUCAGGCCGAGCGCUCACUGUGGAGACGCGGAGGGAGUGCGGGCCAGGGAGGAGGAGCGAAGGUGUAGGGCAGAACUUCGCCAGGAACAGGAAACCUACGGCUGGGCAGGGGCGGCGACGGCGGCGCGGGGCCAUCGCAGUGUCCCCAGCGGUGGCCUCGCUGCCGCGCCCCGAGCUGAGCCGCUUGGACCCCUCGCACCCAGCGGGCCCCAGCUCACCCUUGCGUGCAGCGGAGACAGCGGGGACAGCCACAGGAGCGUGAAGCAGCAUGUCUGACAAAAUGUCCAGCUUCCUCUACAUUGGGGACAUCGUGUCCCUGUACGCGGAGGGCUCGGUCAAUGGCUUCAUCAGCACCCUGGGGUUGGUGGAUGACCGUUGCGUGGUGCACCCAGAGGCGGGGGACCUUGCCAACCCACCCAAGAAGUUCAGAGACUGCCUGUUCAAGGUGUGCCCUAUGAAUCGGUACUCUGCCCAGAAGCAAUACUGGAAAGCCAAGCAGGCGAAGCAGGGGAACCAUACCGAAGCUGCCCUGCUGAAGAAGCUCCAGCAUGCUGCAGAGCUGGAACAAAAACAGAAUGAGUCAGAGAACAGAAAACUUUUGGGAGAAAUCGUGAAAUAUAGCAACGUUAUCCAACUACUGCAUAUAAAAAGCAACAAGUACCUGACCGUGAACAAGAGGUUACCUGCUUUACUGGAGAAGAACGCCAUGCGUGUGUCACUGGAUGCUGCGGGGAACGAAGGGUCCUGGUUCUACAUCCAUCCCUUCUGGAAGCUGAGAAGUGAGGGUGAUAAUAUCGUCGUAGGAGACAAAGUCGUUCUGAUGCCUGUAAAUGCUGGGCAGCCCCUGCAUGCCAGCAACGUGGAGCUCUUGGACAACCCGGGCUGCAAAGAGGUGAAUGCUGUUAAUUGUAACACUAGCUGGAAAAUCACUUUAUUCAUGAAAUUCAGUUCCUAUCGAGAGGAUGUAUUAAAAGGGGGUGACGUUGUGAGACUGUUUCAUGCGGAACAAGAGAAGUUUCUGACCUGUGAUGACUAUGAGAAAAAACAGCAUAUUUUCCUUCGGACAACCUUGCGUCAGUCAGCAACUUCAGCCACUAGUUCUAAAGCACUCUGGGAAAUAGAGGUGGUUCACCAUGACCCAUGCCGUGGAGGUGCGGGACAGUGGAACAGCCUCUUCAGGUUUAAGCAUCUUGCAACUGGGAACUACUUAGCAGCAGAGCUUAAUCCUGAUUAUCGAGAUGCUCAAAAUGAAGGAAAAACUGUGAGAGACGGGGAACUUCCAACACCAAAGAAAAAACGCCAGGCAGGGGAGAAGAUCAUGUACACGCUGGUCUCAGUCCCCCACGGAAACGACAUCGCAUCCCUUUUUGAACUUGACGCCACAACUCUGCAGAGAGCUGACUGCCUGGUUCCGAGGAACUCCUAUGUGCGGUUAAGACACUUGUGCACCAACACCUGGGUAACGAGCACCAGCGUCCCCAUAGACACGGAGGAAGAGAGGCCUGUCAUGUUGAAAAUUGGGACCUGCCAGACCAAGGAAGACAAGGAAGCCUUUGCAAUUGUGUGCGUCCCGCUGUCUGAGGUCCGAGACUUGGACUUUGCCAACGAUGCCAACAAAGUGCUGGCCACCACGGUGAAGAAGCUAGAGAAUGGCAGCAUCACUCAGAAUGAGAGGAGGUUUGUGACUAAGUUGUUGGAAGACCUCAUUUUCUUUGUGGCCGACGUGACCAACAACGGACAGGACGUUCUGGAUGUGGUCAUCACCAAGCCAAACCGUGAACGGCAAAAACUAAUGAGGGAACAGAAUAUACUGGCGCAGGUGUUUGGGAUUCUUAAAGCGCCUUUCAAGGAGAAGGCUGGAGAAGGUUCAAUGCUGAGGCUGGAGGACCUGGGCGACCAGCGCUAUGCUCCGUACAAGUAUGUGCUGCGCCUCUGCUACCGUGUGCUGCGGCAUUCGCAGCAGGACUACAGGAAGAACCAGGAGUACAUUGCUAAGAACUUCUGUGUUAUGCAGUCCCAGAUCGGCUAUGAUAUCUUAGCAGAAGAUACGAUUACGGCCUUGUUACACAACAACCGCAAACUCCUGGAGAAGCACAUCACAGCCAAAGAAAUCGAGACCUUUGUCAGCCUGCUCAGGAGGAACCGGGAGCCGAGGUUUCUGGACUAUUUGUCUGAUCUCUGUGUGUCCAAUAGCACGGCCAUCCCCGUCACUCAGGAGCUCAUCUGCAAAUUCAUGCUGAGCCCUGGCAAUGCGGACAUCCUCAUUCAGACAAAGCUGGUGUCCAUGCAAGUGGAAAACCCCAUGGACAGCUCCAUCCUUCCUGAUGAUGUUGAUGACGAGGAGGUUUGGCUUUACUGGAUUGACAGCAACAAGGAGCCUCAUGGCAAGGCCAUCAGACACCUUGCGCAGGAAGCUAGGGAAGGCACCAAAGCUGACCUAGAAGUUCUGACCUAUUACAGGUACCAGCUCAACCUCUUUGCAAGGAUGUGCUUGGACCGCCAGUAUCUGGCCAUCAACCAGAUUUCAACACAGCUGUCUGUAGACCUGAUCCUGCGGUGUGUGUCUGACGAGAGUCUGCCCUUUGACCUCCGAGCAUCUUUCUGUCGACUCAUGCUCCACAUGCAUGUUGACCGGGACCCCCAGGAGUCUGUGGUACCCGUUCGCUACGCCCGGCUCUGGACUGAAAUCCCCACAAAGAUCACCAUUCAUGAGUAUGACUCCAUCACAGACUCUUCCAGAAAUGACAUGAAGAGGAAGUUUGCCCUGACAAUGGAAUUUGUCGAAGAAUAUUUGAAAGAAGUUGUAAAUCAACCGUUUCCUUUUGGAGACAAAGAGAAAAAUAAACUGACUUUUGAGGUGGUUCACCUGGCUCGGAACCUGAUCUACUUCGGAUUCUACAGCUUCAGCGAGUUGCUGCGGCUGACAAGAACUCUGCUGGCGAUCCUAGACAUCGUCCAGGCCCCCAUGUCCUCAUAUUUUGAAAGAUUAAGCAAGUUUCAAGAUGGAAGCAACAAUGUCAUGAGGACCAUCCACGGGGUGGGAGAGAUGAUGACCCAGAUGGUGCUCAGCAGAGGCUCCAUCUUCCCAGUGAGUGUGCCUGACACACAGCCCAGCGUCCACCCCAGCAAGCAGGCGAGCCCUGGAGAGCAGGAGGAUGUCACGGUGAUGGACACCAAGCUAAAGGUCAUCGAGAUUUUACAGUUCAUCCUGAGCGUCAGGCUGGACUACCGGAUCUCUUACAUGCUGUCCAUAUACAAGAAGGAAUUUGGAGACAACAAUGACAAUGGUGACCCCUCUGCCAGCGGCACCCCGGACACACUGCUACCGUCAGCUCUUGUUCCUGACAUCGACGAGAUUGCAGCUCAGGCAGAAACGAUGUUUGCUGGAAGAAAAGAAAAAACUCCAGUUCAGCUUGAUGAUGAAGGAGGCAGGACAUUCUUACGAGUCCUUAUCCACCUCAUCAUGCAUGACUAUGCUCCGCUGCUGUCUGGAGCCCUGCAGCUGCUGUUCAAGCACUUCAGCCAGAGAGCAGAAGUACUCCAGGCCUUUAAACAGGUGCAAUUACUGGUGUCGAACCAAGAUGUUGAUAACUACAAGCAAAUCAAAGCAGACCUAGACCAACUUCGGCUGACAGUGGAGAAAUCUGAGCUGUGGGUGGAAAAGAGCGGCAACUAUGAGAAUGGAGAUGUGGGUGAAGGCCAGGCCAAAGGAGGCGAAGAGGCAAAUGAGGAAUCCAACCUCUUGAGCCCGGUGCAGGAUGGCAUGAAGACACCUCAGAUCGACAGCAACAAGGGCAACAACUACCGGAUCGUCAAGGAGAUCUUGAUUAGGCUGAGCAAGCUGUGCGUGCAGAACAAGAAAUGUCGUAAUCAACACCAACGGUUGCUGAAAAACAUGGGGGCUCACUCUGUGGUGCUGGACCUCCUGCAGAUCCCCUAUGAGAAGACCGACGAGAAGAUGAACGAGGUGAUGGACUUAGCCCACACCUUCCUGCAGAACUUCUGCCGUGGGAAUCCGCAGAAUCAAGUUCUCCUACACAAACAUCUCAAUCUCUUCCUGACUCCUGGACUCCUUGAGGCAGAGACCAUGCGGCACAUCUUCAUGAACAAUUACCACCUGUGCAGCGAGAUCAGUGACAGGGUGGUCCAGCACUUUGUGCACUGCAUUGAGACACACGGCCGCCAUGUGGAGUACCUGAGGUUCUUGCAGACGAUCGUGAAGGCAGAUGGCAAAUACGUGAAAAAAUGCCAGGACAUGGUGAUGACUGAGUUGAUCAAUGGGGGUGAGGAUGUGCUGAUAUUCUACAACGACAGAGCUUCGUUUCCCAUCCUCCUCAACAUGAUGUGCUCCGAGAGAGCCCGUGGGGAUGAGAGCGGCCCCCUGGCCUACCACAUCACCCUUGUGGAGCUGCUGGCGGCAUGCACCGAGGGGAAGAACGUCUACACGGAAAUCAAGUGCAAUUCUCUCUUGCCUCUGGACGACAUAGUGAGGGUGGUGACCCACGAUGACUGCAUUCCGGAGGUCAAAAUCGCGUAUGUGAACUUUGUCAACCAUUGUUAUGUUGACACUGAAGUGGAGAUGAAGGAAAUCUAUACGAGUAACCACAUUUGGAAGUUAUUUGAGAAUUUCUUGGUGGAUAUGGCGAGGGUCUGUAACACCACCGCAGACAGGAAACAUGCAGACACCUUUCUGGAGAGGUGUGUGACAGAGUCAGUCAUGAACAUCGUGAGCGGCUUCUUCAACUCGCCGUUUUCGGAUAACAGUACCAGCCUCCAGACCCACCAGCCGGUCUUUAUCCAGCUGCUGCAGUCUGCCUUCAGAAUUUACAACUGCACCUGGCCCAACCCAGCCCAGAAAGCUUCGGUGGAGUCCUGCAUCAGAGCCCUGGCUGAAGUGGCCAAAAACCGUGGGAUUGCAAUCCCGGUCGAUUUGGACAGCCAGGUCAACACGCUCUUCAUGAAGAACCACUCGAGUACAGUGCAGAGAGCGGCCAUGGGUUGGAGACUCUCGGCUCGCUCUGGACCUCGCUUCAAGGAAGCUCUUGGAGGGCCAGCAUGGGAUUACAGAAAUAUUAUUGAAAAGUUGCAGGAUGUCGUGGCCUCUCUGGAACAGCAGUUCAGCCCCAUGAUGCAGGCCGAGUUCUCUGUGCUUGUGGAUGUGCUGUACAGUCCGGAGCUACUGUUCCCAGAGGGAAGCGAUGCCAGGAUAAGAUGUGGUGCCUUCAUGUCCAAGCUGAUUAAUCACACAAAGAAACUGAUGGAGAAAGAAGAAAAGCUGUGCAUUAAGAUUCUCCAGACAUUGCGGGAGAUGCUGGAGAAGAAAGACAGCUUCAUGGAAGAGGGCAGCACAUUACGGAGAAUCCUCCUGAAUCGGUACUUCAAGGGCGAUCACAGUGUCAGUGUGAACGGACCUCUGUCAGGAGCCUAUGCCAAGACAGCGCAAGUGGCAGGAGGCUUCUCUGGGCAGGACUCAGAUAAGACAGGGAUUUCAAUGUCUGAUAUCCAGUGUUUGCUGGACAAAGAAGGAGCGUCCGAACUUGUCAUUGAUGUCAUUGUGAACACCAAAAACGACAGGAUCUUUUCUGAAGGCAUCUUGCUUGGCAUUGCCUUGCUGGAAGGAGGAAACACACAAACCCAGUAUUCUUUCUACCAGCAGUUGCACGAACAAAAAAAGUCAGAGAAAUUUUUCAAAGUCCUUUACGAUCGGAUGAAGGCCGCUCAGAAAGAGAUCAGAUCCACGGUGACUGUCAACACCAUAGACUUAGGGAGCAAGAAGAGAGAAGAAGACAGUGACCUCAUGGCCCUGGGCCCUCGGAUGAGAGUGAGAGACUCAUCGCUACAUUUGAGGGAGGGAAUGAAAGGGCAGUUAACAGAGGCGUCUUCAGCCACAUCCAAAGCAUACUGUGUGUACAGAAGAGAAAUGGACCCGGAAAUAGACGCAAUGUGCCCAGGACAGGAAGCAGGGAGUGCGGAGGAAAAGUCCGCGGAGGAAGUUACUAUGAGCCCGGCCAUCACCAUCAUGCGGCCCAUCCUCAGGUUCCUGCAGUUACUGUGUGAGAAUCACAACAGGGAGCUUCAGAACUUCUUGAGGAACCAGAACAACAAAACAAACUACAACCUUGUCUGUGAAACACUUCAGUUUCUAGACUGCAUCUGUGGAAGUACCACAGGGGGCCUAGGCCUGCUGGGGCUCUACAUCAACGAGAAGAACGUAGCUCUGGUCAACCAGACUCUGGAGAGCCUGACGGAGUACUGCCAGGGCCCGUGCCAUGAGAACCAGACCUGUAUUGCCACUCACGAAUCGAAUGGGAUUGAUAUCAUCAUCGCCUUGAUUCUGAAUGACAUUAACCCUCUGGGCAAGUACAGAAUGGACUUGGUACUGCAGCUGAAGAACAACGCCUCCAAGCUUCUGCUGGCCAUUAUGGAAAGCAGGCACGACAGCGAGAAUGCGGAGAGAAUUCUCUUCAACAUGAGACCCAGGGAACUGGUGGAUGUCAUGAAGAACGCCUAUAACCAAGGCCUGGAAUGUGACCACGGGGACGAGGAGGGAGGGGAUGAUGGUGUUUCACCGAAAGACGUUGGACACAACAUCUACAUUCUGGCCCAUCAGUUGGCCCGCCACAAUAAGCUGCUGCAGCAGAUGCUCAAGCCUGGAUCUGAUCCUGAGGAAGGGGAUGAAGCCUUGAAGUAUUACGCCAAUCACACGGCACAGAUCGAGAUUGUGCGGCACGACCGGACAAUGGAGCAGAUUGUGUUCCCUGUCCCCAAUAUCUGCGAAUUCCUCACGCGGGAAUCCAAGUACCGAGUGUUCAACACAACGGAGAGGGAUGAGCAAGGAAGCAAAGUGAACGACUUCUUCCAGCAAACGGAAGAUCUCUACAAUGAGAUGAAAUGGCAAAAGAAGAUCAGAAACAACCCCGCCCUGUUCUGGUUCUCCAGGCACAUCUCCCUCUGGGGGAGUAUCUCCUUCAACCUGGCUGUGUUCAUCAACCUGGCUGUGGCUCUCUUCUACCCAUUUGGGGAUGACGGCGAUGAAGGCACACUCUCCCCGCUGUUCUCAGCCCUCCUUUGGGUAGCAGUGGCGAUCUGCACAUCUAUGCUGUUCUUCUUCUCCAAGCCCGUGGGCAUCCGGCCAUUCCUUGUGUCUGUCAUGCUCAGAUCAAUAUACACCAUUGGUCUGGGGCCGACGCUAAUACUUCUUGGUGCUGCCAAUCUGUGUAAUAAAAUCGUGUUCCUGGUGAGCUUUGUGGGAAACCGAGGCACGUUCACCCGAGGUUACCGAGCAGUCAUUCUGGACAUGGCCUUUCUUUACCAUGUGGCCUAUGUCCUGGUGUGCAUGCUUGGCCUCUUUGUCCACGAGUUCUUCUACAGCUUCCUGCUUUUUGAUUUGGUGUACAGAGAAGAGACCCUGCUGAACGUCAUCAAAAGUGUCACACGGAACGGCCGCUCCAUCAUCCUGACCGCGGUCUUGGCUCUUAUCCUGGUCUACCUGUUCUCCAUCAUCGGCUUCCUUUUCUUAAAGGAUGACUUCACCAUGGAGGUGGACAGACUGAAAAACAGAACUCCAGUCACAGGCAGUCAUGGGGUUCCUACUAUGACCUUACCUUCCAUGAUGGGAACCUGCCAGAAGGAAAACUGCUCACCCACGAUCCUCUCUUCAAACACAGCUGGUGAGGGAAGUGAGGACGGCAUAGAAAGGACCUGUGACACCCUGCUCAUGUGCAUUGUCACCGUGCUGAACCAGGGCCUCAGGAAUGGCGGCGGAGUUGGGGAUGUGCUGAGACGACCCUCAAAGGAUGAGCCUUUGUUUGCUGCCCGGGUGGUCUAUGACCUCUUGUUUUUCUUCAUCGUCAUUAUCAUCGUUCUUAACCUGAUUUUUGGUGUGAUCAUUGACACUUUUGCUGACCUCAGAAGUGAGAAGCAGAAGAAAGAAGAAAUUCUCAAGACAACCUGCUUCAUCUGUGGCCUGGAGAGGGACAAGUUUGAUAACAAGACGGUGUCCUUUGAGGAGCACAUCAAAUCAGAGCACAACAUGUGGCAUUACUUGUAUUUCAUCGUCCUGGUGAAGGUGAAGGACCCUACAGAAUAUACGGGGCCUGAGAGCUACGUGGCUCAGAUGAUCACGGAAAAGAACUUGGACUGGUUUCCUCGGAUGCGAGCCAUGUCACUUGUCAGCAACGAAGGUGACAGUGAGCAAAAUGAGAUCCGGAACCUGCAGGAGAAGCUGGAGUCUACCAUGGGUCUGGUGAGGCAGCUGUCAGGGCAGCUGGCAGAGCUGAAGGAGCAGAUGACAGAACAAAGGAAAAACAAGCAAAGGCUGGGCUUCCUUGGAUCAAACACACCCCAUGUGAACCAUCACAUGCCACCGCACUGACACCAUGGGGGCACGCCGUGACCAGCCUUUCAUCGGAUGCCUGCUUCAUCACUGAGGGAUGGAGAUGGAGGGGAGCGAACAGUGGCUAUUGUUGAAAAGCUUAAAAACAACCAAGUGCCAAGAUGCUGAGCCAUUUAGCUCCCAGAACAAUCUGUAACUGUGUUUGCACGCUUGAGAAGAUUCAAGCUUAGGAAAAAAAAAAAAAAACAGCAUAGGGCACAGACUCUCCAUGUGGCAGGAAGUGGUGGCCAGCCUGAGGGGCUGGAGGGGGUGGGAGAGUCUGAUCGGAGUAGCAGACCUCCCCCUGCUAGAUCGAUAGGCCUUGGACUUGUGUCACACGAUGGCUGCAGCCUCCAGCCUCCUCGGACUUGUGUCACACGAUGGCGGCAGCCUCCGUCAUGUCAUGACCGGCUGGAAUUUGUUUCUUCGAAUUGUGGCACUCGGGUCACUGAGACAGGAAGCCACACUCUGCUGGCUAAGUCUGACUAAGGAAAAACUUAAAAGAUUAAAAAGGAGAAUUGAAAAGGUGUCAUUAAACUUCCGAACCUCACGUGUUAGCUGGAUGUUUUCUUCUUGGCAGGAGACAUGAUGGGCUCAGAGCACUACCCCUCAGUGCCUCACUCAGAGUUCAUACUCCACACACUGCAAACCAUAAACUGGAUCAGGGCUGCUGUCUCCAGGACUCUGUGUGGGCCUGUGCAACAGGAAGCUCUCAUAGAACUGGCUAAGUGUGUGCUCAAAGUCACAUGCGUGCUAAGACCUGGAGAAGGGAAGCUUGACCAUAAGACCCGGGAAGUAAUGUUUUGAAUGCUACUAAAAUAGACAGGCAUUGAAAAGAGACACAUUGAAAGGGUGACAGUGAACAUUGAGAGGCCUCCAGGGGCCUUGCCUUUUAAAAGCUGAUUGAUUUAUAUCUGAGGUGCUUGAGGACCUUCAUGUUUUCAAUCCCUGCAGCUGCAGGGUGGGGCGGGGGAGGACAUCUAAGAACUGUAGAAUAUACAACAUUUCAAUGGCCUACUUAAGACUAUUAGAGUAAUGGCUUUUCAAGAGGUAGGCAGAUCAUAAUUCCUUCCCCCAAACUGUUUUCAUGUCAACUCAUGCAACCAGAACUCAUCAAGGGAAAAGUGUAACCCGGAAGGAGAGGUUUCCUUUGGAGACUGUGUGAGGUGUCAGAGACUGACAGAUGAGGAAAGUGUGAGGCAGUCUUGUGGUGAGGGGCCACCAGCCAAGACACUACAUUAUAAACCAGAGACCCUCUGACCUCCAGAUUCUUUAAGCUCUGAGCCACCAAGGGCCACAUGGGGUUUGUUACAACUUUUAAAGCUUUAUGGCAUUUCAAUACAGUUUUAGCUGUUAGCUCUUAAAAAUUAAAAAUAAAAAAGUUAAAUCCUGGCUCCUAAAAAAAGUCAAUCAAUCAAAUCCUGGGUCUAUAUAGACCCGCUGUACAGGCAGGAACCCGAAUGGGUUCCAACUUCAUGGGUGUAGCCUUGGAAAUACCGAGGUGCCCUUUCUGACUAAAUUCACUAGGACUCGAUCCCCACACACUAGGACCACCCAAAGUUAGGAAGUGCUCCUAGCCAGAGCAGUGCUUCUCUUAGCCUCCAGUGUGAAGAUGCUGAUGGUGUGACCUCAGGUGUUCUAGGCUAAAACAGCAUACCACUGACCUUUGACCCUUGUCAGAGACCUGUGUGCAGGUACCCUUAGUUCCUUGCUAAAAUUUUAAACUAUAAUCACAAACUUUAUUUUUUUUUUAAGGGUGUCACCAAAAUUAGGCUAAGGCAGCCAUGUUUAAAGCCCAGUGCCAUGAAUGCUGCAACAGUACAAUAUUCUGGGCAAUCAGAAGGGCAGGUGCCGCUUCAGCUGCUUCUGUCUGCUGUGACCUCCCAGCCUGUGCCGGCAGCUCACAGUUCGACACUGUGGUUUCUCCUGUGGGAAAUAUCCAAAAGCUUUCACCUGAUGAAGCUCUCAACUAUGUCGAAAAUAAAGUUUUUUUCAGCUGCACUUUUCUUUUUCCUUCCCCUCUACAAGAUGAAAGAUUAUAAAGCAAAAAUUUAAAAACAUCAGACAAAACAAAGGCACUUUCUAGGACACUGAAUUCAUAAAGAUGUUAAAAAUGAGGAAAUUUGGUGUCAGGUGAGUGUAUAUUUGUUAUGUAUGUUUGUUAAUGUGGCUGGAGUAGUUGACAGAAGUUGGAUAUAGUUGGUAUUUUCAUAUGUAUAUAGUGAUAUUAAAAAUACAGUCACCUCUGACUUAUAUGCUAGGGAGGGCUUUUUAAAUAUUUAAUAUUUAGGUUAUUAAAAUCCAUACUGGUUAAAAGUCACAGUUCUCGCUGAAUGAUAUUUUUAAUUUACACAAGGGUUUGUUCCCAGGUGUGCUCUAUUCUGCAUCUCAAGAGUUUAAUCAAAGACAUUUCCUAAAUUAAAAUGAUUGUUUGUGAUUAGAGAUCUUACACUGUCUAGAGAUAUAACAUUGGCCAAUUGUACGCACACAAAGAUGCUAUUUCUACCCUUUAGAAAGUUGUCAGGAAGGGCUUAUUUUCACGAAUUUGCCAUUUUCUCUGCCCCCAACCCACACCCCGUGGAAAAAAAUCAGUUUUUGGUAGACUGUUGAUAAUUUCAGGAAGCUAAUUCAUUUGAUUCAGAUCCUCAUAUUUCCCACUUACAGCUUGGACUUGCAGAUGCCUCCAAAAAGUUGUUUAAUUAUAAACUGUAAUGUGAUGUGGCUCCAUCCCUGGAAUUAAGUGUAGGCAAGGAGGGCUGGGAGUUGAUGAAGUCCUCCACUGAGAGCUUUACUUCCCAGGGUGCUAUCUAACAGGAAGGGAGUGCCAAGCGCCCAUCCCUGGGACCCAGACAAUAAGAAUACUCCUGCGAAAUAGUGAUGACCUACUCACAGCUCAGAACCCGUAAACAUGCAGACGGCCAUGACCUACUCACAGCUCAGAACCCGUAAACAUGCAGAUGGCCAUGCUGUGUGGAAGAGUAACCCCUUCCACACUGCUGGGAAAUGAAACACAGUUAGCCCUGGAGGGAGCAGGCCUCUUAAGUCCAGACAGGAUGCCUGCCUGCGGAGCCAGGUAAAGAGCUGAGCUGCUUGUAGAUCUGAGGCCCUUCCCUGAGCAGGGGGGCAGGAAGGCUGUGUAAGCCAUGAUAAGC
Mastomys coucha (southern multimammate mouse) is the source of this 11606-nucleotide messenger RNA. It is a transcript of the gene Itpr2, whose product is annotated as inositol 1,4,5-trisphosphate receptor type 2. Gene Ontology annotation, cellular component: membrane; endoplasmic reticulum. Gene Ontology annotation, molecular function: inositol 1,4,5 trisphosphate binding; inositol 1,4,5-trisphosphate-gated calcium channel activity. Lineage: Eukaryota; Metazoa; Chordata; Mammalia; Rodentia; Muridae. The record is from RefSeq and is a predicted model, not a curated record. The transcript has 57 exons. Gene Ontology annotation, biological process: calcium ion transmembrane transport. Bases 349 to 8454 code for a protein of 2701 amino acids.